This is a messenger RNA of Larimichthys crocea (large yellow croaker), 1350 nucleotides long. RefSeq lists its product as uncharacterized. Gene Ontology annotation, molecular function: nucleic acid binding. The coding region runs from base 234 to 1331 and encodes 365 amino acids. The record is from RefSeq and is a predicted model, not a curated record. The transcript has 2 exons. Lineage: Eukaryota; Metazoa; Chordata; Actinopteri; Sciaenidae.
AUGAAUUCAGAGGAGGAGGAGGUGCAGAAGCAAGAGGGAGAGGAGGACAGCGAAGACAAGGAGGAGCACUUAGAGGAAGAGGACAACGAGGUGCACUUAGAGGAAGAGGACGAGGAGGUGCAGAAGCACAAGGAGAACGAGGAAGGGAAGAGGAACGGGAAGGAGUACGAGUAAGAAAUAGAAUCACUGAUGUCAUCAGAGCUACAAUAGUGGACCAUGUAAUCAACCAUGGCAUGAGCCUAAGGGAAGCUGGCCAACGGGUUCAACCCAACCUGAGCCGCUACACUGUAGCAGGCAUCAUAAGAACAUUUCGAAAUGAGAAUCGAAUUGUUAGACAACCUGUUGCUGGGGGCAGAAGAAGACUAUUCACGGCUGAACAAGAGACCCACAUAGUGAAUAUGGUGCUGGCAAACAACUCCAUAAGGCUACGAGAAAUACAGCAGCACAUAAUAGAGGAUGACACAACAUUCGAACACAUAAAUAAUGUGAGCAUCUCUGCAUUAUCUCGCAUACUGGCACGAAACCGAAUAAGGAUGAAGCAGGUCUAUAGGGUCCCAUUUCAAAGAAACAGUGAACGUGUGAAACAACUGCGAUAUGAAUUUGUGCAGGUAAGCUUACUGUAUCAUUGGUACUCAAUCUGGAAGUGCAUACUGUGUGCUGUGCAUGGGCCUGCUGUGCUGCAUUUGUUUUGUCUUUUCCAGAGAGUGAUGGCCCUAGAGGCAGAUGCCAUGGGUCAUGAGCUGGUCUUUGUGGAUGAGGCAGGCUUUAACCUCAGCAAAACCAGAAGACGGGGAAGGAACAUUAUUGGACACCGUGCCAUAAUCAAUGUCCCAGGACAGCGCGGUGGAAACAUUACCAUGUGUGCAGCCAUCAGUCAAAACGGUGUUGUUCACCAUCAUGCAACUCUGGGCCCAUACAACACUGCACACAUUCUUACAUUCCUGGACACCCUGCAUGACAUAUUCACUCUCGUUCAGAGACCAGAGCCGACCAGAUAUGUCAUCAUAUGGGACAAUGUUAGUUUCCACCGCGCUGUUCUGGUCCGCAACUGGUUUACCGAUCACCCGGAAUUCAUUGUGGUCUACCUCCCCCCUUACUCUCCAUUCCUAAAUCCCAUUGAAGAGUUUUUCUCUGCUUGGCGCUGGAAGGUUUAUGACCGUCACCCCCAUCAGCGCAUAGCCCUUCUACAGGCAAUGGAGGAGGCAUGCGGAGACAUUGACCAGGUGUCAUGUCAGGCCUGGAUACGACACUCCAGGAGAUAUUUUCCCCGGUGCCUAGCAUGGAAGACAUUGCAUGUGAUGUGGACGAGAUUUUGUGGCCAGACCAAGUAAGAAGACAAGACUGAUUUUU